This is a messenger RNA of Fomitopsis serialis, 342 nucleotides long. RefSeq names its product putative calmodulin. Gene Ontology annotation, molecular function: calcium ion binding; enzyme regulator activity. Bases 1 to 342 code for a protein of 113 amino acids. The transcript is spliced from 2 exons. The record is from RefSeq and is a predicted model, not a curated record. Lineage: Eukaryota; Fungi; Basidiomycota; Agaricomycetes; Polyporales; Fomitopsidaceae.
AUGUGCUCGCUCGGGCAGAACCUGACGGAGGCAGAGCCGCAAACACGAUCAACGAGGUCGACGCGGCCUGGAACAACACGAUUGACCUUCCCCGAGUUCCUCACGACGAUGGCACGCAAAGUGUGUGACACGGAAAGCGAGGAGAAGACCAAGCAGGUCUUCGACAAGGACGGCAGUGGCUCCAUCUCCGCCAUGGAGCUCGGCCACGUCAUGACCAACCGCGGCGAGAAGCUGUCGGACAACAAGGUCGACGAGAUGAUCCGCGAGGCGGAUCUCAAUGGUGACGGUCGAAUCAAUAAUGGCGGUGCGUCUUUCGCCGUUCAGUGCCCGUUGCUUCUCUAA